Solanum stenotomum is the source of this 666-nucleotide messenger RNA. RefSeq lists its product as uncharacterized. The record is from RefSeq and is a predicted model, not a curated record. Lineage: Eukaryota; Viridiplantae; Streptophyta; Magnoliopsida; Solanales; Solanaceae. The coding region runs from base 1 to 666 and encodes 221 amino acids. The transcript has 2 exons.
AUGGCUUCACAAAGAGCUUAUACUAUAAGGAAUGCAAGGGAAAAUGUGGAACAAGAAGCUCCUCCCCAAGCUCCUCAAGUUCCAGUCGAUCCUUUGGCGGAACAAGCUUCUAAAGCGGAGUUUAGGUCUAUUUUUCAAGUAUUGGCUCAAAUCAUGAUGGCCCAAGACAAUAGGGAGGUAGUGGUUUUCGUGAAUCCAAAUGUGGGCAUGGCGGCUUCAAGAAUGAAGGAAGCCAAGGUGCUUAAAUUUACUAACCUUCGACAAGAAAGUAUGAGUGUUAGGGAAUAUGCUCUAAAGUUCACACAAUUGUCUAAUUAUUCUCCAUCUAUGGUUGUGGAUUCAAGGGCUACGAUGAAUAAGUUUGUUUCAGGUGUGUCUGAAAUGGUGGUUAAAGUGUGCCGAACCGCUAUGCUCAUUAAUGACAUGGACAUCCCUCAUCUCAUGGUGCAUGCACAACAAAUUGAGGAGGAGAAACUCAAGGAAAAUUUUAGAGAAGUAAAAACGGCUAAGAUAGAAGAUGGAAAUUUCUCUAAUGCAGGAUCUGAUGGACAAGGUCGUCCUACAUUCCGACAAAGGAUUUCAAGUCAAGGUUCCUCCAAUGCUCCUCCUAAGUUCAACAAAGAUAGGGUUUACAACACUAAGCCUCAAGGAGUUAAUAGUAGUUGA